AUGUGUAGUUGCUGUUUCGUUGUAGAACGAGUCCUGCGGUUGAGGACUCUACAAUGCGGUCUUUUCAGGAGUUUUCUUAGGCCUCAGCUCUAUCCUCCUGUACACCGAGGUCCGCUUGAUUUGGCCAUGGUGCAGAUACAAGGCUCGCAGGAUCGGGGUACGUGUGGGUGCUGCGACUUUCAUCUCAAGAGGGCUAUGACCACUCAAGCCGAAGCUGACUUGCUGAAGGUUAUGAUGAUCUUACGGUGGGCCGUCUUGGUUCAAAGAGAGUCGAGAGCCUCCAUCAAUCAGCAACUGAAAGGCAAGGUACCCUCGUAG
This is a messenger RNA of Protopolystoma xenopodis, 318 nucleotides long. The record is from the annotation of a GenBank genome assembly. NCBI's taxonomy places the organism in Eukaryota, Metazoa, Platyhelminthes, Monogenea, Polystomatidea, Polystomatidae.